Molecule: messenger RNA, 1707 nt
Organism: Zophobas morio
Lineage: Eukaryota; Metazoa; Arthropoda; Insecta; Coleoptera; Tenebrionidae
Exons: 4
Coding region: 27-1613 (528 amino acids)
Biological process (GO): long-chain fatty acid metabolic process; fatty-acyl-CoA biosynthetic process
Molecular function (GO): long-chain fatty acid-CoA ligase activity
Source: RefSeq, a predicted model, not a curated record
UUAUUAAUUACAGUUAUCUCUUAACAAUGUCUGCCCGAAUUUUAAAGGGAAAAGAAUUUCACCCAAAUUUCGACAACACAAGUUUGGGUGAAUUUUUAUUUGAACGAUGUGAAAAAUUUGCCGACAGAAUUUGUCAGAUAGAUGCAGAUUUAGAUCAGUCCGAAACUUACUCCAGUGUAAAAACAAGAACUACCCGAGUUGCAGUGAAUCUCCAAAAAAAGGGAAUCACUUCUACCGAUGUAGUUUGCUCUUGUACUAAUAAUUCCUUGGACAAUUCAAUACCCGUAAUAGCAGCCUUGUAUCUGGGCGCAAAAGUUGUGAAUCUAGAUCCAACUCUGUCGGCCAGAAACACUCAACAUUUACUGAAUCUCGUAACUCCUAGAAUUAUUUUCGUGGAAGAAGAGUCGCUACAAUUUAUUGAAAAGUGUAUUAAUGAGGCUAAAUUAUCUUGCGAAAUCAUAGUUUUUGGCAAAUCCACAAAAUAUGGUACUUUUGCCAACAUGACGUUGCCUUGUGGGGAAGAAAAAACAUUCAAACCGUCAAAAACAGACAUCGAUGACACCGCAAUUAUGUUCUUUAGCAGCGGUACUACAGGUCUUCCAAAGGCUAUCUGCCACAGCCACCGUAGUUUUUUGCAAAUGGUAGAAAUAACAUACAAUUCUGGAUACGAUUCCCGAUUACUAUUACAUUUUACCACUUUCUACUGGGUAUCGGGUCUAAUAAUGCUGGGACGUACUUUCGUGGAUGGAACUACCCGGGUCUUCGCUCGUACCAUGGAAGGCGAAAAAACUCUCCGAAUGAUCGAAAAAUACAAGCUCACUUCACUUUUCGUCGCCCCAAUUUACACCUACCAGUUAACUAACGUUCCAAAUCCGGAACGGUACGACCUUUCCUCGUUUCGUUAUUUACUGACAGGCGGUACUCCGAUGAGUACCGAUCAAUAUAAAAAACUGACACAACUGUUUCCCAAAGUCCAAAUACUUUUUGCUUACGGAAUGACCGAAGUCGGAAUACUGACUGUCUUUCACCCCGAAGACGACAAACAUCUCAUAGAUACUAAAGUGGGUUCUUGUGGUAAAGUUGCAUCACGAACUCUUCUCAAAAUUGUUAAUCCCGAUAAUGAAGAGAUCCUCGGACCAAAUCAGGAAGGCGAGGUUCGAGGAAAAUCCGGUGCAAUAAUGAAAGGGUACUACCGGAACGACAGUGCUGGGUGUUUCGAUGAUGACGGUUUCAUAAAAACGGGUGAUAUUGGGUAUUACGAUGACGAUGGUUGCGUUUAUGUUAUUGAGAGAAUGAAGGAAAUGUUUAAGUACCGGUCGUGGCAUAUAGUACCGUCGUCGAUCGAAGCGGUGAUUUUGGAACAUCCGGAUGUUGAAGAAACGGUUGUUUUUGGACUUCCCAGAGGCGCUGAAGGGGAAGUACCUGCUGCUUGUGUGGUGCUAAAGGAUGGUUGUACUAUUGAUAAAGAGGAAAUUGAGAAGUUUGUGGCAGAGAGGGUUUCCGACAGGGAAAAAUUAAGAGGGGGAGUGAUUUUCGUUGAGAGUUUGCCCAAGACGCCGACUGGAAAGUUGAUAAGGAACGAGGCGAGGAAGAUUGCGAUAAAGUCGCUGUAAAAAAACAACCAACAAUAUACCGACUGAUUGUCUGACUUUGGGAUAUUAUUCCUUUCUUGUACACUUCAGACUAAUAAAUUGAUAUUUCAAAGAA